This is a messenger RNA of Hippocampus zosterae (dwarf seahorse), 2802 nucleotides long. RefSeq lists its product as uncharacterized. Gene Ontology annotation, biological process: protein dephosphorylation; cilium assembly. Lineage: Eukaryota; Metazoa; Chordata; Actinopteri; Syngnathiformes; Syngnathidae. Gene Ontology annotation, molecular function: protein tyrosine/serine/threonine phosphatase activity. The transcript has 12 exons. The coding region runs from base 227 to 1987 and encodes 586 amino acids. The record is from RefSeq and is a predicted model, not a curated record.
CCUGUCAGCAAGCUGCCGAGUGGGUCAGUAUUAACACGUCUAUUGUUUUACUUUUUUCUUUUUUUGUGCCUCUGGGUUUGGACUAAAUAUGAUUAAUGGAAAUUAUAGCGCCUCUGUCCAACAUAUUUCAAAAGGUAAGUGUUGAGUGAACUUGAACUAGUUGGACUCUUAGUCGUGUAGGACAGGCUGAUAUUGGGUGUGGAGUGUUAGACGUCCCUGGUGUAGGAUGCAGACCCAUGUUCCAGUUCCGCGACCCGCUUACUCCCAGGCCAGGGAGAACCUGGUAAAAGCAAUACCGCCCAAGCUCCUGUGUCUACUUGCCUGUGGGGGAGUGGACUGCCGUUAUGAAGGACCAGAGUGUUGGAAAACAAACCAGCAGGUCAUCAGAGGCAUUUUCUCAUCAUGGGUGACCGAUGACAUCAUUGCCAUGGCACGACCUUCCAAAAUCUUGAUUGACAAGUAUAACAUCAUUGAGCAAUUCCAGCGAUUAAAUAUCAGAUCCGUCAUAAACAUGCAAAUGCCAGGCGAGCAUGCUCACUGUGGACCCCCCUUGGACCCCAAGAGUGGCUUCACGUACUCGCCGCAGACCUUCAUGGAGCAUGACAAUGGGGUAAAGGUGCUGGCCUUCGCAGUGGGGGAAGGCAGGGUUGCUGUGCACUGCCACGCAGGCCUCGGCAGAACAGGUGUCCUGAUAGCCUGCUACUUAAUCUACACUUUGCGCAUCACUCCCAGCGAGGCUGUCCAUUACGUUCGCAUCAAGAGGCCGCGCUCCAUCCAAACUCGAGCACAGAUCAGCCAGGUGUUCGACUUCGCUCGGCUGCUAAGCACACAGCUGAUGCAGUACCCAGACCUCAGCCUGCGACACGGAUCCCCCGUCACCCUGCAGCACUACCUCAACCGUCAGGCGCUUCUGUUGCACGGCCAAGAGGCCCGCACACUCAGACACAUACCAAAGGUGGUGUACCUCUUGUGUGUGCACCUCUCCUGCUUGGCACUGGGACUACCCGCAGCUCCGGAGGUAAAUGCCGAACUGGAGAAGAGGUCAGCAAUUAGGAUCCUGACCAGAGUGGUGAGGGAGACCCUGGUGUCUAAACAAUUCCUGCCCUUACUGAGGGAACAUCUCAACAUCAAACGGGUGGGCUCGGGCUCCGUGUCCUCCUGGGAUGAGCAACUGGGAUUCAUGGAGAGGAAGACGGAUUUGCUUCUGGACAAGCGCAGCUACAGUGACACUGACCUCUGCAAGAUGGUGGAUCUGGAGAUGAGUCCCUGGUGUGCAUGGGAUGUAACAGAACCUCAACUGAGUCAACUGAGAUCCAAGACUGCCCCACUUUCACCACAAAUGAUCACCAAGAACCAUUCACAUGCACGCUUUAUGCAGCAAAGCAACAACUCUGCGAGGAACUUCAAGUGUACGGUCAAAAAGGCUCAAUCCAAGUACAGCUCCAACCUGGAGCUGUCCAGGAGCACACAGAAUGUGCGCCCGACCUCAGUGGCUCGUGCAAUUGCUAAGGCAAUGGCGGACCAAGGUCCACCGGAAGAAACCAUUCUGAGGCGAUCGUCUCUUCUACAGGAGGAGCUGAACAGCAGCGAAUGUGGCUGGGCUCUUUUGGUGACUGAAACGGAUGCUCGGGUUCUCACGUGUCUGCUGUGGACCUGGCUUGAGAAGCUCAAAGAGCCUGUUCUUGGUGCCGAGGAUAUAGUAAGUUUAAGUCGUGUUGGAUGCAACAGGAAGCCUCUUAGUGUACUCAAGAAGUCACAGAGGCACACUAUCUAUUGUCUCUUGCGUUGUGUCAACACGGUGACCAGCCUGUGUCCACACAGAGAAGAUGCCGUGCUGAAGCGUCUGCUCCAAGCACUGACAAAGCGGCCUCAAGAGGACAUGCAAAACCUUGCAAUUUUAAUAAAACUCAUGAGGGCCCAUUUGAGGGAGACGCUUCGCAACAACAGUUACAUCCAGAGGGCCUGCAGCUGCAAUGCUACACUUUGAUUUUUUUCCUUUACUAUGAAUGGGUCAAAGAACGAACCUGGGUGGUUACAAGAGGGCAUGCUCGGCUCCUGACAAACUUGCUGAUUUUCCAUCCAUCAAUCCAUUUUCCGAACCGCUUGAUCCUCACUAGGGUCACGGGGGUCGCUGGAGCCUAUCCCAGCUGUCUUCGGGCAGUAGGCGGGGGACACCCUGAAUCGGUUGCCAGCCAAUCGCAGGGCACACAGAGACAAACAAACAUCCACGCUCACAUUCACACCUAGGGACAAUUUUAGAGCGUUGAAUCAGCCUGCCAUGCAUGUUUUUGGAAUGUGGGAGGAAACCAGAGUACCCGGCGAAGACCCACGCAGGCCCGGGGAGAACAUGCAAACUCCACACAGGAAGGCCGGAGCUGGAAUUGAACCCGGUACCUCUGCACUGUGAAGUUGACGUGCUAACCACUGGACUACCGGGCCACCCUUGCUUAUUUUCAUUUGAUUGUAAUAUGUCUGCGGCCUACAAUGUUUUUUUUAAAUUACAAAUUAACUACAGGAUUGCGAUAGUGUAGAUUAGUUAGAGACUAUGUCAUGUUCCAAUUUAUAGAUAAUAGCUCUGCUAUAAACCAAGCACUCCCUUAAAUUCUUAUGUAUUAAAAAAAUCUUGAUGAUUUCAAAACAGCAGUAGAGUAGUAAACGUUUAGCUAACUCAUGUCAACCAUUAAUGUGCAAACUCCAUUUUGCCCUGUUGGUGUUCUGUGCAUGAUGGAUCAUUGUCACUUUUGUUUUUAAGCAAUUAGAGAACACUGAAACAAGUCACACUGAACCAUGGCGGUUUUCUGA